GGAAAAGAUGGAGAAGUUUCACAUACACGCAACAAGUACGUGUACAUACAUAUGUGUAAUAUAUAACUCUGUAUCUACAUGCCCUAAAACCCUUUCGAUCUUCCUUUGAUUUCCAAAUCAUUUCAUUUCAUUUCUUCUGAUGACAAUCAUCAUAAUCAUAUGAGCAAUCACAACACAAUUAUUCAAUCUCGAUUCAUCCGAUUUUGCUAUUUCUUCAAUUAUUUCAAUCAUUGAUCCGAUUCGAAUCUUUUCGUAAACAAAUCAUGGAAGAAAAAGGUCAACAGGUGAAAGAUCGAGUCUCUCCUGCUUCAGUUUCACCUUUGCCGUUACACACUGGUGAUGGGCUGGUGUCUGAUAACUACAUGGAUAAGCCGCUUUCGCCUAAAAAUGAAAGGAUUGUUUCUCCAAAUCCGUCUCCGGAUGCAGCCAUCAUAAGAAACAUGUCCAAUCAAUCAGAAACAUUGAAUGCAAGUGGAGCUCAGAACCCCGUAAAUCAAUCGAAUAUUUUUACAUCUCAAGAACAAACCUACUUUUAUGGAGGAUCAGGUUACGAUGAUGGCUCGGCUACAUGGGGAGACUAUUCGAACUACGUUCAUGCUAAUAACUUACAAGUUAUGCCUUCGGCUAUGUACAAUGAUAACGCAUCACUAUUAUUUCACCCUGCUUACGGGUUCGACGCCCAGGUGGCAUACGGCCAAUUUUCGCCGGUUGCUAGUCCACUAUCUCCAAUAAUGAUAGACGGUCAGCUGUUUUCACCACAUCAAGUUCCAAUGUCUCCAAAUUACUUCUCACAGCCCGUAUCUCCUCAUGUUACAUCUGCUCUUCCUACCGAUCUCGCCACAUCAGCAACGAGUGGCCAAGAGGCUCUGUCGGAAAAUGUUUUUAUGGGUCCUGGAUCCGGUUAUUAUUUGCAAUAUGGAGGAAAUAGUAACCUUGGAUUCUACAAAUAUCCUGGGGACAUCGGGUCUGCUGAGUCAGCACCGAAUCGAUCGAUGACCUCAGACGCAGGUAGCUAUGCGUCUCCGUUGACAUCAGCAGCCUUAUACCCUGCACCGGUUGGCGCACUUGGCUCGUAUGAACACAUAUUUAGUCAGAUUCCACAGCAGCAGACAGCAUAUGGAUACGGGUCGAUAUCUGGUUCCUCCACAAGACGGUACCCGCAGAGUGGAUCUUAUCGAGGGUAUAAUAGUAAUUCUCUUUUCCACGGGGAAGCUAGUCGAUUGAAUAAUCGUUUUGUGCCCGAAAAAGGCGGGAGAAACCGGGAUCGCGAUGCGAUUAACAUGAUUAGUGAACCACAUGGUACUACCGGUGACCGUAACAGAGGACCAAGGGCAUCAAAGCCAAAAGGAAAUAAUAACAGUUCCGCUGAUGGUAUAAACGAGGUUUCGUCUACGCUUGAUAUCGAGCAAUACAACCGGUCUGAUUUUGUUACGACCUAUGACAAUGCUAAAUUCUUUGUGAUAAAGUCUUUCAGUGAAGACAAUGUUCACAAAAGUAUUAAGUAUAAUGUCUGGGCUAGUACCCCGCUCGGAAACCGAAAAUUAGAUGCUGCUUAUCAAGAAGCAAAGGAAUCCGGUGCCACCUGUCCCGUCUUCCUCUUCUUCUCGGUAAACGCGAGUGGACAGUUCUGUGGGGUGGCGGAAAUGGUGGGACCCGUAGAUUUUGUGAACGAUGCGGAAUAUUGGCAACAGGACAGGUGGAGCGGUCAAUUUCGUGUUAAGUGGCACAUCAUUAAGGAUGUCCCCAACAGUCGAUUCCGACAUAUACUUCUCGAAAAUAACGACAACAAACCUGUCACACAUAGCAGGGAUUCACAAGAGGUGAAACUAGAAGCCGGUAAUGCAAUGUUGAAAAUUUUUAAAGACCAUGAUGCGGAUACGUCGAUUUUAGAUGAUUUCGGUUUCUACGACGAGAGAGAGAAGGAUUUGCAGGAAAAGAGGGCUAAAGAGCGGGAUUUCACUAAAAAUGUAUCCGCCACUUCGAACGAUACUUCGAUAAAUCAACUUGCUGAUAAAGUUGCAGAGUCCCUACAUGUCGAAGAACAUAGGGAAAUACAGUAAAUAUUUAUAGUAAGUUUGGGUGCAAACUGCAAAGUGGAAUAUGUGAAUCCUGACAUCAGUUUCUGAGGCGGUUUCCGGACGCGUAAAAUGGAAACCGCUUGUCUUUAGUAUUAUGAUAAGGCUGUAGCAUGGGAGUUGACUGUUUGACUUUGGGCGAGUUUCUGUUCGUUCACCCCUUCUUGUUUGUAGAGAUUGGUGGUGGUGACAGGUGGAGUUGAGGCUAUGCCUGAAGAUGUUUUUAUUUGUAGUUGUGAAGUUUUUUUUUUUUUUU
Messenger RNA from Helianthus annuus (common sunflower), 2331 nucleotides. Its product is annotated as YTH domain-containing protein ECT4. The transcript has 8 exons. Gene Ontology annotation, molecular function: mRNA binding. Gene Ontology annotation, cellular component: cytoplasm. Bases 264 to 2060 code for a protein of 598 amino acids. NCBI's taxonomy places the organism in Eukaryota, Viridiplantae, Streptophyta, Magnoliopsida, Asterales, Asteraceae. Gene Ontology annotation, biological process: mRNA destabilization. The record is from RefSeq and is a predicted model, not a curated record.